Molecule: messenger RNA, 2276 nt
Organism: Drosophila busckii
Lineage: Eukaryota; Metazoa; Arthropoda; Insecta; Diptera; Drosophilidae
Product: oligopeptidase A
Exons: 2
Coding region: 71-2254 (727 amino acids)
Biological process (GO): peptide metabolic process; proteolysis
Molecular function (GO): metalloendopeptidase activity
Source: RefSeq, a predicted model, not a curated record
GUUGUGUAAACGGUCGAGCAGCCGCAUUUUCAUAAUUGUAAAUAGCUAGUUUUAUAUUUGUUUUUAAGACAUGUUAAACAUAUUACGUCAGCGGCAUGCAACCUUUGCAACUGCAGCGCAACGCUUGCUACACAGCUCACAGGCAAGACCGGGCUAUAUAGUGCUUGUGCCUGAAAUUGGUGAGGAGGGUCCGCUGGGCGAGGGCCUGUUAAUGCCAGAUGGCUUGCCGGCCUUCAGCGACAUUACCAUAGAGAUGUGCCUUGGCGCCAUAGGACAACAGGCAUCGGCAGUGGAGAAGGCAGUCAAAGCGCUAGAGCAGGAUAUUCGCAGCGGCAAGCAGCUGAAGACAGCAGAUAUUUACAGCGAAUUGGACAUAGUCACAGCACCACUAGAGACUACCUGGGGCGUGGCCAAGGCUCUUUAUUUGGGCAACAGCACCCUGAUACCCACCAAAUCCUAUAUGAACAUACAUGAGCGUGCACGUAAUGCUCGUGCUGCCAAGUUCUGCAACAAGACCAUUUACAAUGCAUUGUUGCAGCAAGAGGCACAAGCAGCUGAUGGUGGCGAGGCAGAGCAACGACUCCGUCAGAAGUAUUUACUGGAAGGAAAAUUAAAUGGCUUGAUGCUGUCGAAGGACGCACAAGAUGGCUUGAAGGAGCUGCUGACACAGCUAGGACGUGAGCGUGGUAGCUUUAAGAAUAAGGUCAACAUGUCUGUGCAUGCAUUUGCGCAUGUGGUGAACGAUUUUCAGCUAGUGCGUGAGUUUCCAACUCCGCUGCUCGAAGCCACAGCACGUGAUGCCAGUCAGCCACUAGAGGGUCCUUGGAAAAUUACGCUGCAGCCACAAAUAGUUGAAGGUUUUCUGAAAUACUGUCCGGAUCGUCUACAGCGCUGGAAUGUCUGGCGCGCCAAUUCCAUAAAAGCCUCUCAGCAGCAGGAGAAGUCACUAGAGAACAGCACACAUCUGGAGAAGAUUAGAGGCUUGCGCAAGCGUCAGGCACAUUUGCUAGGCUACAGCAGUUAUGCAGACUUGUCGAUGCAAACCAAAAUGAUAGGCAACGUGGACAAACUGAAGCAAACGUUUGCUCAACUUCUCAAAUUUGCGGGACCUGCGCAAAGCGUUGAGCUAAGUGAACUGCAAAAGUUUGCCAGCGCCAGCGGUGCGGAGCAUAAAUUAGAGGCUUAUGAUGUUAGCUAUUGGAAACGCAAGCAGUUGCUGGAGGAUCAUCAGUUGAAUGAGGGUAAAAUAAGCGCUUAUUUCCCGCUGCCGCGCGUGCUCAAUGGACUUUUUGCAUUGUGCGAGAAACUCUUCAACGUGCGCAUAGAGCAACAGCCGAAGGCGGAAGUCUGGCAUCCUGCAGUUAAAUUCUUUAAUGUGUACGAUGGCGAUGCUAGCAAUAGUGCUGCACCCGUGGGUGGUUUCUAUAUGGAUUGUUACUCCAAGGAGCAUAAGUUUGGCAAGCACAAUGGCUGGAUGGUGGGCAUACGCAAUAGCAACAAGUCCGCCGAACUGGCGCCGCUUUGCGCAUUGAUAUUCAACUUUACAGAGAUACCCGGCAAGUCGCCAUUGUUAAGCUACGAUGAUUUACAAAUGGUAUUCAAGACUUUUGGUACUGGACUGCAGCAUCUUUUAACGCAGGCAGGCUACAGCGAUCUUGCAGGACUCUCCAACAUUGAAUGGGAUGCCUCUCAGGUGUCGGGCUAUGUCAUGAGCAACUUCCUAGAUGAUGCGCAAGUGCUGCAAACGCUUUCGGGGCAUUACGAAACGGAUGAGCCCAUAGAUCUGCAGCUGGCGCAGAAACUGCGUCUGCUGAAAACACAAAUGGCUGGUUACAAUCUUUGCCAGGAGCUGUACGUUGCCGAUUUGGAUGUAGAGCUACACAGAUCUAGCGCGUUUUGGUUGGAGGUGGUGCGCAAACUGUGGCCAGUUUAUAACAUCAUGGCGUUGGACAAGAAGGACGCACACCCCUGCUCCAUGACAGACAUCUUUGCUGGCGACUGGGCAGCAGCACACUUUAGUCAUUUGUAUUCCAAACUCAUAGCAGCGGAUAUUUCUAGCAGUUUUCAGGAGCAGCGCAGUGAUGAGCAUUAUGCCAGCGUGGGCAAACGUUAUAAACAAACAUUUUUGAGCUACGGCGGCUCUGUGCCCACAGCUGAAGUGUUUAGACGCUUCCAAGGACGUGAUCCCUCGGUGGAAGCGUUGUUGAAGUCGUUACAGUUAUUUAAACCAUCGCAGACCACCGAACACAAUUGAGUUUGAGUCAGCAUUAUUACCU